UCUCAAUCACUGCUAUAAAAGGAUUGCAAUCACUGCUUCUCGUUUUCGAAGAAAAGGAAGUCAAGAUAAGAAUCCAAAAGAGAGAGAGAGAGAGAGAGAGAGAGAGACGGUGAUGGAGUCGCCGCCCGUCAACGACGUUUGCUCGGUGUGCCAUGACGACUUCAAUCUCCCCUGCCAGGCCAACUGCUCCCACUGGUUCUGCGGUCAUUGCAUUCUGCGUGUUUGGCAUCAUGCAUCGGCCCUGCAGCCAUGCAAGUGUCCAAUAUGUCGUCGUGUGAUUACUUUGUUGAUACCUUCUGAGACUGCGCAACAUCAACGCCAUGAUCCAGAAGCUAGCCGUGUUCUAAUGCAAAUAGAGAAUUACAACCGUAUUUUUGGAGGAGGUUCGCGGAGCUUUGUUCAGAGGCUGCGAGACGUCCCAUUUUUCCUUCGAAGGUUGAUGAGAGAACUGAUGGAUCCUCAUAGAUCUCUGCCCCUUGUUUUUAAGGCGCGGAUGAUUUUUGCGAUUGUACUGAGCACAAUCUAUGUACUGAGUCCAGUAGACAUUGUUCCUGAAGCGGUGUUCGGGUUCAUUGGUUUGCUUGAUGAUUUUCUUAUACUGCUGAUUGUUUUCCUCCAUGUUGCUGCUAUAUAUCGGUCAGUGCUACUUUACCGACACGGCGGGUCUUGAUUCAUAUCUCAAACUCCACCCACCCUAAUGCAAAUAAACAUCAUACAUUGGUGAUUGACCAUAUUAGUUCCAUACUGAGACAAGAUGAAGAGGGAUGCUUGUUUAGGGAUUAUAGUACCUACCUAUCAUUUGAGUUCUUAGAACCAUAUACUUAGCCCUAUAACUAUGUUUUGUAUUGUUAGUGAUGUUCAAAAACGAUUCCCAGCAUUAGUGUUCAUUGCAAUUGAACAAAAGAUAUUACUUUUACAAACUAUCAGAUAAAAUACAGCAGGUAUGACAAGGCCAGAAGAUGGUCCUUAUCGAUCACUAUUCCAUAAAAUACAG
Messenger RNA from Dioscorea cayenensis subsp. rotundata (Guinea yam), 994 nucleotides. Its product is annotated as E3 ubiquitin-protein ligase RNF170-like. The transcript is spliced from 5 exons. Gene Ontology annotation, molecular function: ubiquitin protein ligase activity. The record is from RefSeq and is a predicted model, not a curated record. The coding region runs from base 113 to 670 and encodes 185 amino acids. NCBI's taxonomy places the organism in Eukaryota, Viridiplantae, Streptophyta, Magnoliopsida, Dioscoreales, Dioscoreaceae.